Molecule: messenger RNA, 640 nt
Organism: Ahaetulla prasina
Lineage: Eukaryota; Metazoa; Chordata; Lepidosauria; Squamata; Colubridae
Product: histone H2A-beta, sperm-like
Exons: 1
Coding region: 32-463 (143 amino acids)
Cellular component (GO): nucleosome
Molecular function (GO): structural constituent of chromatin; DNA binding; protein heterodimerization activity
Source: RefSeq, a predicted model, not a curated record
CGCCGGCCACUCGCUUCCUUGGGGACCGGCCAUGUCGGGUCGCGGCAAGGCGGGCGGCGGGAAAGCGCGGGCCAAGGCGAAAUCGCGCUCAUUGCGCGCCGGACUGCAGUUCCCGGUGGGCCGCGUGCAUCGGCUGCUGCGCCGCGGACACUACGCGGAGCGGGUCGGGGCCGGCGCUCCCGUUUACCUGGCGGCGGUGCUGGAGUACCUGACGGCCGAGAUCCUGGAGCUGGCGGGCAACGCGGCGCGUGACAACCGCAAGACGCGCAUCGUCCCGCGGCACGUCCAGCUGGCGGUGCGCAACGACGAGGAGCUCAGCCGCCUCCUGGGCCGCGUCACCAUCGCGCAGGGCGGCGUCCUGCCCAACAUCCCCGCCGCGCUCCUGCCCCGGAAGGCCGCGGCUCAGGGCGGCGGGGCGGCGGGACGGAAGAAGGGCGCCCUCCAGGCCUCGCAGGAGUACUAGGCGCGGCGGCGGCGGCGGAGGAGGAGGAACCGGAGAGCGACCCGAGGCUGCGGAGCCGGACGAGCCGAAGUAGCGGACCCCCUGCGGGCGCCACGUGCUUGGACUCGGUACUGGGCGCGCUCGACCCCAUGGCGGGCUGCCUGCGCCCCGGCAUCCAAUAAAAGGACGUUGAAAGCG